Molecule: messenger RNA, 4367 nt
Organism: Oncorhynchus tshawytscha (Chinook salmon)
Lineage: Eukaryota; Metazoa; Chordata; Actinopteri; Salmoniformes; Salmonidae
Gene: slc4a4a
Product: solute carrier family 4 member 4a
Exons: 25
Coding region: 718-4068 (1116 amino acids)
Biological process (GO): bicarbonate transport; transmembrane transport; regulation of intracellular pH
Cellular component (GO): plasma membrane; basolateral plasma membrane
Molecular function (GO): monoatomic anion transmembrane transporter activity; solute:inorganic anion antiporter activity; sodium:bicarbonate symporter activity
Source: RefSeq, a predicted model, not a curated record
UCACUAUAACCCUGUCCCUGUCACUAUAACCCCGUCCCUGUCACUAUAACCCUAACCCUGUCACUAUAACCCUGUCCCUGUCACUAUAUCCCAAACCCUGUCACUGUAACCCUAACCCUGUCACUAUAACCCUAACCCUGUCACUAUAUCCCAAACCCUGUCACUAUAAACCUAACCUUGUCCCGCCCCCCUGGCUGGAUUACCCAUAUUAGAGUACCUGCCUAGUAGCUCUCCUACCCUGGAUUACCCAUUCUAUCCUAUCCUGGAUUAGCUACGUCACUGUGUCACUAUCUGCCUGAUGGCUAACUAUUUGUCGCUAGCCAGCUUACACUGGAUACCGUCUGUUGGUAGCUAGCCUACACUGGACACUAUUUACCUGGUAGCUAGCCUACACUGGAUACUCUUUACCUGGUAGUUAGCCUACACUGGAUACUAUUUACCUGGUAGCUAGCCUAUACUUUAUACCAUCUGACAACGUAGAUAGACUACACUGUAUAUUAUCUGCCGGGAGCUAGCUGACACUAAAUACUAUCUGCUGGUAGUUAGCUUACACCAUAGCUUGUCUACACUGGAUACCUUGAAGAACAGGAGCUUCAUCAGCCUGGAUCCUGCUGUAGCUAGCUGCCUUGCUGGCCAGGAUCCUGGAGAGAGAAGACCACCUGUAGAUGGGCCUGGUGGCAGAAGAGGAAUUGUAGAUGAGUGUUUAAUGAUUUAAGAAUGAGUGGGUCCAGCACCACCCGGCUCAGCCCCAACACACUGCAGGUGAACGAGCCCAAGCGCUAUGGCUCCACGUUGUCUCUGGAAGAGAAGUGUGAACAGUCUUUCUUCCUCUUCUACUAUUACAGGAUGGAGGACGAGGCCGUGCUGGACCGAGGCGCCUCCUUCCUCAAACACGUCUGUGAUGAAGAGGAGGUAGAAGGUCACCACACCGUCUACAUCGGAGUACAGAUGCCCAAGAGCUACCGGCGUCGGAGACGUCAACGCCGGAGAGGAAGCCACAAGGACAGGAAGGAUCAUCUGACGGAGAACGCCUCUGACAGGUCCGACACAGAAAACAACGAUGAGGCCAGCAACAGCAUCCUCAAACCGCUCAUCUCUCCAGCGGGCGAGAGGAUCCGCAUUAUGCUGGGAGAGGAUGAUGAUGGACCGUCACCACCUCAACUCUUCACUGAGCUGGAUGAGCUGCUCUCUGUGGAUGGGCAGGAGAUGGAGUGGAAGGAGACAGCCAGGUGGAUCAAGUUUGAGGAGAAGGUGGAGAAGGGAGGAGAGCGUUGGAGUAAACCCCAUGUGGCCACGCUGUCGCUCCACAGCCUGAUGGAGCUCCGGACUUGCAUCGAGAAAGGAACCAUCAUGCUGGAACUGGAGGCCUUCACGCUGCCUCAGGUCGUUGAGUUGAUCACAAACAGCCAGAUAGAUAGCGGUCUGCUGAAGGCGGAGCUAAAAGACAAGGUGACGUACACGUUGCUACGGAAACAUCGACACCAGACAAAGAAGUCCAACCUGCGCUCGCUAGCUGACAUCGGCAAGACGGUCUCCAGUGCAAGUAGGCUCUUUACCAACCUGGAUAACGCUAUUACAGGCAGUCCAGCCACCACACAUCGGAACCUGGCCUCAAGCAGCAUGAACGACAUCUCCGACAAACCAGAGAAAGACCAGCUGAAGAACAAGUUCAUGAAGAAGCUUCCCCGAGACGCCGAGGCAUCCAACGUUCUCGUUGGAGAGGUGGACUUCCUGGACGCCCCCUUUGUGGCAUUUGUCCGUCUACAGCAGGCUGUGAUGCUGGGAGCUCUUACAGAAGUCCCUGUCCCCACCAGAUUCCUGUUCAUCCUUUUAGGACCCAAAGGAAAAGCCAAGUCCUAUCAUGAGAUAGGAAGAGCUAUCGCCACCCUCAUGUCAGAUGAGGUGUUCCAUGACAUAGCAUACAAGGCGAGGGACAGAGAGGAUCUGCUGGCUGGCAUCGAUGAGUUUCUGGAUGAGGUGAUUGUACUGCCCCCGGGGGAAUGGGACCCGGCCAUCAGGAUAGAACCGCCCAAGUCUGUACCUUCUGCUGACAAAAGGAAGAACAUGUAUGCUGGAGGCGACAGCGGCCAGAUGAACGGAAACACACCCCAUGAUGGGGGAGGAGGGGGAGGGGGGCAUGCAGUGGGAGACGAGCUCAAGAAGACAGGCAGGUUUUGUGGAGGCCUCCUACUUGACAUCAAAAGGAAAGCUCCAUUCUUCGCCAGUGAUUUCUACGAUGUGUUCCACAUCCAGGCACUGUCGGCCAUCCUGUUCAUCUACCUAGGAACUGUAACUAACGCCAUCACCUUCGGAGGGUUGCUAGGAGACGCCACCGACAACAUGCAGGGUGUGUUGGAGAGCUUCCUGGGCACGGCGGUAUCUGGAGGGAUCUUCUGUCUGCUGGCUGGCCAGCCUCUCACCAUCCUCAGCAGCACUGGACCUGUUCUGGUCUUCGAGAGGCUGCUCUUCAACUUCAGCAAAGACAAUGACUUUGACUAUCUGGAGUUCCGGCUGUGGAUUGGUCUGUGGUCUGCAUUCUUUUGUCUGCUGCUUGUUGCUACUGAUGCCAGCUACAUGGUUCAGUACUUCACCCGAUUCACAGAGGAGGGCUUCUCCUGCCUCAUCUCCUUCAUCUUCAUCUAUGAUGCCUUCAAGAAGAUGCUGAAGCUGGCUGACUACUACCCCAUCAACUCUGACUACCAGAUUGACUAUGUCACCCAGUAUGACUGUAUGUGUAUGGCCCCUACCAUCUUAGAAAACAGUACGGAGGUGUUUGGAGAUCCUCUGGAUGCUGAUAGCACUGCUGUCUGGUACUUCAACAACACUGAUCUACCUCUGAAUGCCACGUGGUCAUCCCUGUCUAAGAAGGAUUGUGUGAAGUAUGGAGGAGAGCUGGUGGGGAAGGCAUGUAAAUAUGUUCCUGACAUCACUCUGAUCUCCUUCAUCCUUUUCCUGGGAACCUACACUACCUCCAUGAUGCUGAAGAAGUUCAAGACCAGUCCUUUCUUCCCUACAUGGGUGAGGAAACUAAUCAGUGACUUUGCCAUUAUCUUGGCCAUCCUGAUCUUUUGCGGUGUGGACAUGCUAGUAGGAGUGGACACUCCCAAGCUCAUAGUCCCAACUGAGUUCAAGCCAACGAGCCCCAACCGUGGCUGGUUUGUUCCCCCGUUUGGAGGCAAUCCUUGGUGGGUGUACGUGGUGUCAGCUGUGCCUGCCCUGCUGGUCACCAUCCUACUCUUCAUGGACCAGCAGAUCACCGCUGUCAUCGUCAACAGGAAGGAGCACAUGCUGAAGAAAGGCGCAGGCUACCACCUGGACCUGUUCUGGGUUGCAGUGCUGAUGAUUGUAUGUUCCUUCAUGGGGUUGCCAUGGUACGUGGCGGCGACGGUCAUCUCAAUCGCUCACAUAGACAGUCUGAAGAUGGAGACAGAGACAUCCGCCCCUGGAGAAAUGCCCAAGUUCUUGGGAGUGAGGGAGCAGAGAGUCACUGGUGUGUGUGUAUUCAUUCUGACGGGGCUGUCUGUCUUUAUGUCUCCCAUCCUCAAGUUCAUCCCCAUGCCAGUGCUGUAUGGAGUGUUCCUCUACAUGGGUGUGGCCUCUCUUAAUGGAGUGCAGUUCAUGGACCGUCUCCAGCUGCUCCUGAUGCCAGCUAAGCAUCAGCCUGACCUUGUGUACCUGCGCCAUGUUCCUCUGAGGAAGGUCCACCUGUUUACCUUCAUCCAGAUCCUGUGUCUGGCACUGCUCUGGGUCCUCAAGUCCACCGUGGCCGCGAUUAUCUUCCCUGUCAUGAUCCUGGCCCUGGUGGCGGUGAGGAAGACAAUGGACUACAUGUUCUCUCAACACGAGCUGAGCUUCCUGGAUGAUGUCAUCCCUGAGAAGGACAAGAAGAAGAAGGAGGACGCUAAGCAGAAGAAGAAGAUGAGGAGCAUUGACAGUGACAUAGAUGAUUCUGACUUCCCCUACACUGAGAAUGUCCCCAGCAUUAAGAUCCCCAUGGACAUGAUGGAGCAGGAACCUUUCUUAGGAGAUAAAUCCUCAUCAUUCCUGGAUCGACACUCAUCGUGCUGAGCAGCUGCUCUUCUACCAGGCCAACUGUCAGUCGAGUCCAGAGAUGAGUCCACUCAACGUGCCUCAGAUUAGAAUUGAGAUGGACCCUGAUGACAACGGUUACCGCUGGAAGAGCCGAGGUUCUGAGACCUCUCUGUAGCCCCUACUUCUCAACAGCCCCAAGACCCUCGUCCAUGCCCCAAGACCCUCCUCCAUGCACCAAGACCCUCCUCCCUGCCACAAGACUAUCCUUCCUGCCCCGAGACCCUCCUCCCUGCCCCGAGACCCUCCUCCCUGCCCCGAGACCCUCCUCCCUGCCC